This is a messenger RNA of Lingula anatina, 5134 nucleotides long. Its product is annotated as paired amphipathic helix protein Sin3a. Gene Ontology annotation, biological process: negative regulation of transcription by RNA polymerase II. Lineage: Eukaryota; Metazoa; Brachiopoda; Lingulata; Lingulida; Lingulidae. Gene Ontology annotation, cellular component: chromatin; Sin3-type complex. Gene Ontology annotation, molecular function: transcription corepressor activity. The record is from RefSeq and is a predicted model, not a curated record.
GACGUCACACCACCUAAAUCUCCUUACUGAUGAUCAUUGAGAGCCCAUCUCGGGGUUGUUAGUGUAAACAAUCCAUCAAAAUCGCUAUCAUCGGGAGUUUGAAUACUGUAAACGCAAGUAGACCCUUGACACAGAAGUUGUUGGUCCGCGGCUUCCAAAAUGCAGCAGCAGCCCCGCCGAGAGGAACAGCAGCCUUGGGCGGAGUUGUUGACAACACUGGACUCUACUCCUGCCCCACCCCCCAGUUCACAGGAGAGUGGGGCCAGUAGGGACUUCUCUGAUCUAAGAAAACAGCAGCAGCAGGGUGUGUCUAUCAUCUACAGUCAUAUCGCUUCAAGGAGAGACAAAGAGAAAGCUGAAGGAGGAAGUGGGGGACCAGCCAGUGCAGAGGAGGGCCAAUUUCCACCCAGGGCAGUGUACCCUGUGGAACCCAUGCAUAGGUCUCCUGCUGCCUCUGUACAGAUGAAUGCUGAGCCUAGACAACAAGGACAAAAUCUGCAGGGUGCUAACAUGCAGUAUCCUGUGCAGAAUUAUCCUGUCAACCAGCAGGGUGGCCAGACCAGCAGUAUCCCACCCCCUACCCAUCCCGGGGGCCAGGCCCAGGCACACCACCAGCAGCAGGUCCAUCAGGCACAGGCACAUGCCCAGGUACAGAAAGCUGCCGAGUCCAACAUACUGGCCCAUGUUGCCCAAGUCCAGGGUCAGCAGCAACAGCAGCAGUUCCAGCGACUGAAGGUGGAGGAUGCCCUCUCUUACCUGGACCAAGUGAAGCUGCAGUUUGGGAACCAGCCACAGGUUUACAAUGACUUCCUGGAUAUCAUGAAAGAGUUCAAGUCUCAGACCAUUGACACCCCAGGUGUUAUCAACAGGGUGUCCAACCUGUUUAGGGGUCACCCUGACCUGAUUGUUGGCUUUAACACUUUCCUUCCCCCGGGGUACAAGAUUGAGGUACAAGCUAAUGAGACCAUCAGCGUACAACAACCUGGGCAGAUAACGACCACACUAUGUACAUCACUUACACAAAGAGUUCAGUCAGAAGCGCCGGUCAAUGUUCCUAGCAGCCAGAGCCUGACUAGUAGUGCCUCUCACCACUCCUACCACCAGGCAUCGCGCCCCAGUCAGGAAGUGAACCCCUCUCCUCAGCAUAUUGCGCCAUCUACACCCCAGGCCACACAACCAGUAGAGUUCAAUCACGCUAUCAACUAUGUGAAUAAGAUCAAAAAUCGCUUCCAGAACCAGCCUGAAAUUUACAAAGCUUUCUUGGAGAUACUUCAUACUUACCAGAAAGAGCAAAGGAAUCUCAAGGAGGGUCUGUGCCCCCCGGGUUAUAAGCCUCUAACAGAAGGAGAGGUGUAUGCGCAGGUGGCAAAACUGUUCCAGAAUCAGGAAGACCUGCUGUCUGAGUUUGGACAGUUUCUUCCUGAUGCCAACAGCUCAGCAGCCUCCAACUUCAGUUGGUUCCUGAAUACUAAAGCUGACCUUGGUGUGCGCAAUGACCAUUCAUCCACUGUGAAGAAGCCAGGAUUCGGAAAAGCUAACAACAAGAGUGGUAGUCAUAUCAGAAGACCUUCCUCUGGGCAGCAGCCACCUUCCAAGAAAGCUAAGACUGGAAUCUUCAAGGAUAUUACACUUGCAGAAGCAGGAAAAUAUGGAACACUGAACGAAUAUGCCUUUUUUGAUAAAGUGCGUAAAGCUUUGAGAAACCAGGAAGUCUAUGAGAACUUCCUUCGUUGCCUAGUGCUUUUCAACCAAGAAGUGAUCUCACGCACAGAGCUGGUCCAGUUAGUUCAGCCUUUUUUGGGUAAAUUUCCAGAGCUGUUCAAGUGGUUUAAAGAUUUCCUGGGUUACAAGGAGGGAGGAAUGAUAGAGCCUGUCCCCAGCUCGGCCUCUCACAAGGAAAGAAUUACUGGGGAUUUGGCCAUGGAGAUAGACUAUGCAUCAUGUAAACGGUAUGGUGCCAGCUACAGAGCUCUUCCUAAGACUUACCAGCAACCAAAGUGUUCAGGAAGAACAGCACUGUGCAAAGAGGUGCUCAAUGAUACCUGGGUGUCAUUUCCCUCCUGGUCCGAGGACUCCACUUUUGUCACAUCGCGAAAGACCCAGUACGAAGAGCACAUCUACAGAUGUGAAGAUGAAAGAUUUGAGCUUGAUGUGGUGAUAGAGUCCAACCUUUCCUCCAUCAAAGUACUGGAAGCUGUACAGAAGAAAAUGUCCCGUAUGUCCUCUGAGGAGGCAGCCAAGUUCCGCUUAGAUAAUUGUCUUGGAGGCAAUUCUGAGACCAUCCACAGGAAAGCUAUACAGAGAAUAUAUGGUGACAAAUCUGCUGAUAUCAUUGAUGGAUUGAAGAAAAAUCCUGUGGUAGCUGUGCCCCUGGUUCUUAGAAGAUUAAAAGCAAAAGAUGAAGAGUGGCGAGAAGCACAGAAAUCAUUCAAUAAGAUCUGGCGAGAACAGAAUGAAAAGUAUUACCUGAAAUCUCUGGAUCACCAGGGCAUCAACUUUAAGCAAAAUGAUGUCAAAGCUAUCAGGUCCAAAGCCCUUCUAAACGAGGUGGAAGCCAUCUUUGAUGAGCGCCAAGAUUCAGAUAUCACCAAACCCAUGCUUUCCUUCAUAUACAAGGAGAAAGCAGUAUUAGACGAUGCUACUUCACUAAUAAUACACCACAUGAAAAGGCAGACAAGUAUUCACAAGGAGGACAAGCAGAAGAUCAAGCAGCUGCUGUACCAUUUCAUUCCAGACUUGUUCUUCACUCCUAGAGGAGAGCUGAGUGAUGAUGAAGGGGACAAAGAGGAGGAUAUGGAUACUGAUGAGACUGAGAACAAGGGGGACAAAAAAGAUCAGGAGGUGAAGAAAGAUACCAAGGUUAUAGAAGACAAGGUCAAUGGCACAGCCACGCCUAGCAGCAAGAGACUUAUGAUGAAUGGUGACUGUGAUGAUAACACAUCUGAUGACCACUGCAAUGUUUUCUUUGUAAACAACAACUGGUACCUGUUCUUCCGGCUGCACCAGCUGCUGUGUGAGAGGUUGGGGAAGAUUUAUGGACAUGCACUCCAGAUUAUAGAGGAGGAGGCCAAAUGUAAACAUGACAGGAAAGAAUCUACAGCAGUGGCUCUCAGGUUAAAGGCGCCAAGUGAGGUGGCUCCUGAAGACUAUUAUCCACAUUUCCUGGAGAUGAUAAAGAACCUGUUGGAUGGCAACAUGGAGUCAAGUCAGUUUGAGGACACAUUGAGAGAGAUGUUUGGCAUCCAUGCUUACACUGCCUUUACCACUGAUAAGCUGGUGCAGAAUAUUGUCAGACAGCUGCAACACAUUGUUGGAGAUGACAUCUGUAUCCAGGUAACAGAUAUGUUUCUACAAGAAAAGCAGAAUGGCGUAACUUGUGGUUCUGUUAGUAUGCAGCAGCAGCGAAUGGCAGCUGAAGCAGCAUAUCAGAAGAAAGUGGAACAAAUUUUAAGUGAUGAAAAUUGUUUUAAAACCACUGUGUACAAGAACGAGUGCAGGCUCACUGUAGAUCUCCUGGACACAGAGACGGAGAAUUCAGAUGACCCAGUGGAGGUGGAGAAAUGGUCCGAGUAUGUAGAGAAAUAUGUGACCAGUGAUGACAUCUCUGACGAACUCAAGGAACAACUGGCAAAGAAACCUGUCUUCCUUCCUAGGAAUAUCCGACAAUGGCGGCAACAGAGCAAAAGCCAGCAGAACCGAGAGUCUGGGGGAGAGCCUGGGUCUGACCUCACAGCCUUGGCUGUCAAAAAGAGCAUGGAGGAAGACGUGGAUAUAAGAGACAACACUGAGUGCAAGUUUAAUGUUAAUUCCUUCAAGAUGGUGUAUGUGGUGAACAGCGAGAGCUACCUCUACAGGCGGAACGCCUUGAAGAAAGCCAAAGAGACACAUAGUAAAGUAUCUUUGAGGCUACACUCCAAAUUCUCCAAGUUUACUGGCAGGUGGCAAGAAGUCAAUGUAACCCCAGAGGCGGCAGCGUCAUCCAAUGACUGGCUGAUGGGAGAGGUGCCAGACAUGAAGCCCUGUAAAACAGUGAGACUGGACAAUAACAGUCUAGACAAAGCUCCUUAUUACCCCUAUAACAGAUACAGGGUAGAGUACAAGGAAGUGCCUAAAGCACCAGCUACAGAGUAGCACAAAGAUAGCCAUUGUUUUGAUGUGCCAGUGAAAGGAAAGACAGAGCUUGACAUGGUAUUGAGGGAUAAAGCACACUCAACAGACUGGUUGGUUUAGAAAUGUUUUCAUUCAUUAACGUAAACCUUGGAACAAACUACCUGAUAAAGAUUCAUUCAGAAUGAAGGAUUAGGUAAUUGUUAAUUCCAAUAGAUAAUUUGCUGAUUCAGGUAUCAAUAAGAUGAUAGUGAAUUUCUACCUACUUUUGGAGAUGAGAAUUCAAACAGGUUCAAGCCUUCAACUCUUUGUAACCUUUAUGGCAAUGCUAGCCUUUAUCUGGCCUGAAAUCAAAAAUUGCUUUAUUUAUUAGGAAGGUGCAUGUUUGUUGAAAGUGACUGACAUGCUUCUUUUUAACUCCUCAAUAUUUUCAAAGUUUUAAGUGUUCUCGACCAGAUUGAAUGCGACCAGAAAGCUGUUGAGACAGGGGUGAUGUUAAUUUUUUUAUUCUGUGAGGUCAGGGAACACUGUACAAAGAAUGCUGGCACUUGUGGAUAGGUCACUAGUGGUGUACAUAGUAGAGGAAGGAAUUGCAGUUUAAGUUGACUUCCUUGCUUCAUAAGAUGUAAAUAAAGGCAAGGAGGCACAGAAGCCUUUCAAAACCAAUAUGGUAAAAUUGCAAUAGAUUAUUAUUAUUAUGGAUAAUUCUCUGAUCUAAGGCAUACUUAGUAAAAUGUUUUUACUUAGUGAGUGAGAGUUUCACCAUCAAGUUGGUAAUCUCAUUGUUUUUGCAACAUCAUGUUCAUACUGUAUUUAUGCCUGCUUUUGUAAACUUGUUUUGUGUAAAGAAUUUACAUACUUUGCGAGAUCACUCUCCAAGGUGCAAGGUCUGCCCUUUUUCUGGAGAGAGUAGAGGCAUUUAUUUUUAUAGAGAAAAAAAUCUCUCCAAAAGUGGUUGAGGCACCAGAUUGUGGUCUUGUUAGUAAAAUCUGAUAUAGCAUAUGCAAAUAAAUGUUACCAAACUUCA